Messenger RNA from Hypanus sabinus (Atlantic stingray), 5705 nucleotides. Its product is annotated as phosphatidylinositol 5-phosphate 4-kinase type-2 beta-like. Gene Ontology annotation, molecular function: phosphatidylinositol kinase activity. Gene Ontology annotation, biological process: phosphatidylinositol metabolic process. The record is from RefSeq and is a predicted model, not a curated record. Bases 235 to 1593 code for a protein of 452 amino acids. The transcript is spliced from 11 exons. Lineage: Eukaryota; Metazoa; Chordata; Chondrichthyes; Myliobatiformes; Dasyatidae.
AGAAGCAAGGUGGAGCAGAUGCAGACGAGCAAGAGACUUUCACAGGGCUUUUGCUUCUCAAUUCUCAGGAGGAGCCAUGAUAUUCGUUUCUUGCAUUCGUAAGGCACCAUUAGGCAGAGGAAUUGUAAAGUACAAGUGCUGAGAGGCAGGAGUGGAGCAAGGGGGAGGGAAAAUUGCAGUAGGAGAGUACAAAGAUAUUCUUCUUGUGUUUAAUUUUUUCUGGGGGGCAGAAAAAUGGCAGCCAACUGCAAUGCUAGUGCCAGCAAGACCAAAACCAAGAAGAAGCACUUUGUGGCUCAGAAGGUAAAGCUAUUCAGAGCCAGUGAACCCCUGCUCAGUGUCUUGAUGUGGGGAGUCAAUCACACUAUCAAUGAACUAAGCCAUGUUCAGAUUCCUGUUAUGUUGAUGCCAGAUGACUUCAAAGCAUUCAGCAAGAUUAAAGUGGACAAUCACCUUUUUAACAAGGAGAAUCUCCCAAGUCGUUUCAAAUUUAAGGAGUAUUGUCCAAUGGUUUUUAGGAAUCUGCGAGAGAGAUUUUGUAUUGAUGAUCAGGAUUACCAGAACUCAGUAACACGGAGUGCUCCCCUAAACAGUGACACACAGAAUCGGAUGGGUGCUCGAUUCUUAACUACAUAUGACAAGAGAUUUGUCAUUAAAACUAUAACUAGCGAAGAUGUAGCAGAGAUGCAUAAUAUUUUAAAAAAGUACCAUCAGUAUAUUGUGGAGUGCCAUGGUAAUACACUUCUUCCCCAGUUCCUGGGCAUGUACCGGUUAACAGUGGAUGGAGUGGAGACGUACAUGACCGUAACAAGAAAUGUAUUUAGUCACAGACUUACCGUCCACAGGAAAUAUGACCUGAAGGGUUCAACAGUAUCGAGGGAAGCUAGUGGAAAAGAAAAGGCCAAAGAGUUGCCAACGCUAAAAGACAAUGACUUUCUAAAUGAAGGGCAAAGAAUUCAAAUAGGGGAUGAAAAUAAAAAGAUGUUUCUGGACAAACUUAAGCGUGAUGUUGAGUUUUUAGCGCAGUUGAAGAUCAUGGAUUACAGCCUGUUAGUUGGUAUCCACGACAUAGAUCGUGCCGAGCAAGAAGAGGUCGAAGUGGAAGAGAAAGGCGAGGAGGAAGAUUGUGAAAACGAUGGAAUGAGCCAUCCUGUUGGUUCAUAUGGAACCCCGCCGGAUAGCCCUGGAAAUAUGUUGAACUUCCCACGAAUCUUUGGACCAGGGGAGUUUGACCCAACCGUGGAUGUGUAUGCUAUAAAGAGCCAUGACAGUAUGAAGAUCCCUGCUACAUCUGAUGACCCUGUGAUCUCUGAUUCAGAGACCAAUGUUAGACUGUCUUUAAAGAGGGUGAACCCCUGCAAGGCAGAAGGUCCCGAUGGAGUACCUGUCAUACUGGCUAAUUUUCCAGAUGCCCCAAGGAAGGAAGUUUUCUUUAUGGCAAUAAUUGACAUUUUAACUCAUUAUGAUGCGAAGAAGAAAGCUGCCCAUGCUGCCAAAACAGUGAAACACGGGGCUGGUGCUGAGAUAUCAACAGUUAACCCUGAACAGUACUCAAAGCGUUUCUUAGAAUUUAUGUCCAACAUCAUAACAUAGUGCCAUGCAGCACACACUAGAUGCACAAGAGACUACUGCGGAGUAUCAAAUGCAGCAACGUGGGAACAACAGUUGGGGACACUCUAGUAGUGCGUACAGAGACUAAUCUCAAAAUUGCAUCCUUUGGAAACAGAAGAUAAACAACAAAAAAAACUUACACACUUAAUGGCAAAUGUGCUUUGCCUCAAAUUUUGCAUUACUCCUGAAGUUUUCCAUGUCAUGCAUUCUGAGUGUGUUUUUACUGGCAUCAGUUUUGGCGGCACGCCAUAUGACACAGUGAGAAGUUCUGCAUGUUCGAAAAGCCAAAGGCAGGUGCUUGCGCACAGUGAAAGACAACGGGGCACUUUGGCCGUGGCAAGAAUCACUUUUCCUUUAGAAGAACAGUUUUGACGUUGUCCAGCCAAAACAAAGACACGGUGUAUAGCUUGCGUGUAACUCUAUAUAGGUGCACUUACCCAGUCCCUGGUGCUGCCACUGUUAACUUGUGCCAUGUUGUCUAAUUGCAGAAAAAAUAAGACUUUUUUUAACAGCUGUCAAUAAACCAACACAUCAAUAUGUAAAUAAAACAUUGUUUGAUUGGGAAUGGGAGGGCGGAAGAGAAAGGGGAAUGUUUACUAAAAAGUAAUGUAACCUGUACAAUAUGAUGCUUGUUACCCUCAAUCUUGUCUGGCUGCAGAAUCUGCCACUGUUCUGGAGAUCUGAGAUGAUCUGGCUAAGUUGAUUGGAUCCCAAAUAUAUUCUAAACGUUUACUUAUUUUUGUCACUUGACAAGAGGGCUGUUGUUUACUUUGAUGUAGACUACUUGGCAUUUCAAGUAAGUACCUACUGUCUGUAAUAUGUGCUUUAGCUAUAUUUUUGUGGACAAUAUUCCCUCCUAGGUUAAUAGACAUGAGUAAAAGGGUGACUUUUUUAAAAAAAAUAGCUACUCCUUUGUAAAGAACUGAAAAAAACUUGAGAUUCUUUUGACAAAGAAUAGAGUUCACCAUUGAAUCUGGUGUUUUAAUGAACAAACUGAUAAUAAUGUUGCUCAGUAGUAUUUUGUAAGGAAAAAAUACCUAAUUGGUGAAUGAAUCCAUAAGGAAUCAGAAAUAUUACUAAAAAAAAGCUGCAGCAUUAUUGUGCUGUUGUAUUUACGAAAAAAAUGCUGCAUGUAUACAAAUAAAAUAUGCCAGCCCCAGGCAUCAAAUUUGAACCACUUCUGUGUAGUUUGCAGAAAUAAAGGAAGGAAUUGAUUGGCACUUUAACCUUUAAUAUAAUUUAGCGUGUGCUGUUAAUUAUGUACAGCAUAACAGAUAUUAACAGAAGAGGGUAUUAUGAAUUUGACUUUGAUUGAUGACCAUUGAAAUGUGUAUGUCUAAAGCCAAACUACAUGUUAAUGUUUGCACCCAUUUAAUGUUUAAAUCAUCUGUAACCCAUUACUUUAUAUGGACGUUUAAAUACAAAACUUUGUUUACUAAAAUGAUGGUGGCCAUUAGGAAGUGAUAUGUUUUACAUUUGGGAACAGUGGAUGUAGGGUGUCAGAGGAUUAACAAUUAACAACGUAUUGUAGCAGUUAGUGCAAUGCUGUUAUAUUUUGGUCAUUGGAGUUUGGUGUUCAGUUCCAGUGCCUUCUGUGAGUGUAUACAUUCUUCCCCGUGACCGUAUGGGUUUCCUCUGAAUGACUUACAGUGGACUGGAAAGCUUGAGCAUGUAGAUACAGGUUUCCCCCACUAUCUGAAAGUAGAGAGUUCCUAUGUUUGUAAGCUGAAAUGUCAUUAAGUGAAGAAGCAAUUACCAUUACUUAUAUGGGAAAAAUUUUGUGAGCGUUCCCAGACCCAAAAAAAACCUACCAAAUCAUGCCAAAUAACACACAAAAUCUAAAAUAACACUAACAUAUAGUAAAAGCAGGAAUAAUAUAAAUACACAGCCUAUAUAAAGUAGAAAUAUGUAUGUAUGGUGCAGUAUCAUGUAUCAAAAUCAGGAAGACAGUGAGCCAAAAUUGAUUUGGAGAAAAAAAAUCGGCAAGCACAUACAUAUGCACGUACACAUAUACUCACGUACACGCAUGCGUACACACAUGCACGCAUGAGGCUUCACGGUCAUGGUAGUCUUUCUCAGGGUAAACACACGUAUAAAGCAGGUGCUUUCCUUUUGUAAAAGUGAAAAUCCUCUUUGGUAAAGUGAAUAUUCAAUAACGGGGGCCACCUGUAUUAAAGAAGUGGAUGUGCUGGAGCUUUUGGAAAGGAUGAAGUUGGGUAAGUCACCAGGACCAGGCAACAUGUACCCCAGGCUACUGUGGGAGGCGAGGGAGGAGAUUGCUGAGCCUCUGGCGAUGAUCUCUUUAUCAUCAAAGGGGAUGGGAGAAGUUCUAGAGGAUUGGAGGGUUGUGGAUGUUGUUCCUGUAUUCAAAAAAGGGAGUAGAGAUAGCCCAGGAAAUUAUAGACCAGUGAGUCUUACCUCAGUGGUCACUAAGUUGAUGGAGAACAUCCUGAGAGGCAGGAUUUAUGAACAUUUGGAGAGGUAUAAUAUGAUUUGGAAUAGUCAGCAUGGCUUUGUCAAGGGCAGGUCGUGCUUUAAGAUCUUAAUUUAAUUUUUUGAGGAUUUGACUAAACACAUUGAUGAAGGUAGAGCUGUAGAUGUAGUCUAUAUGAAUUUUAUCAAGGCAUUUGAUACGGUAUCCCAUGCAAGGCUUAUUGAGAAAGUAAGGAGUCAUGGGAUCCAAGGGGACAUUGCUUUGUGGAUCCAGAACUGGUUUGUCCACAGAAGGCAAAGAGUGGUUGUAGAUGGGUCAUAUUCUGCAUGGAGGUCGGUGACCAGUGGAGUGCCUCAGGGAUCUGUUCUGGGACCCUUAAUUUUCCUGAUUUUUAUAAAUGACCUGGAUGAGGAAGUUGGAGGGAUGGGUUAGUAUGUUUGCUGAUGACACAAAGGUUGGGGGUGUUGUGGAUAGUGUGGAGGGCUGUCAAAGGUUACAGUGGGACAUUGAUAGGAUGGAAAACUGGGCUGAGAAAUGGCAGAUGGAAUUCAACCCAGAUAAGUGUGAAGUGGUUCAUUUUGGUAGGUCAAAUAUGAUGGCAGAAUAUAGUAUUAAUUAUUCUUAUUAGUAUGACUCUUGGCAGUGUGAGGGAUCAGAGGGAUCUUGGAGUUUGAGUCCAUAGGACAUCAGAGCUGCUGUGUCGUUGACUGUGGAGUUAGAAGACAUAUGAUGUAUUGGCCUUCAUCAAUCGUGGGAUUGAGUUUAGGAGCCGAGAGGUAAUGUUGCAGCUGGUCAGACCCCGCUUGGAGUACUGUGCUCAGUUCUGGUCGCCUCACUUCAGGAGGGAUGUGGAAGCCAUAGAAAGGGUGCAGAGGAGAUUUACAAGGAUGUUGCCUGGAUUGGGGAACAUGCCUUAUAAGAAUAGGUUGAGUGAACUUGGCCUUUUCUCCUUGUAGUGACGGAGAAUGAGAGGUGACCUGAUAGAGGGCACAGUUUAAUUAUGCAGCUUCUGAUAUCCUGUUGCUGGAAAAUAAAAUGUACAAUUCUUAUGGUAUAUGUUGUAAUAGAGGCUCUAGUGCCAUUUUAAUCAGCUUGAAAUAUUGUAAAGGAUGAUAAAUUUAGUUGCAUCUGUAUAAAUCCACAUCUGCUCCAAGCUUCAAUUUUAAAUGUAUCAAAUGUUUUCUUACUUGCCCUUUUGAUAUACAAAGUACUAGGUGAAAUCAUAACUGCUCAGUGGAUAUCAUAAACCACACGUGAUUCUGGUUGUAAGGCAGCCCAGUUGUUUCUGAGCUCAGCUGGAUAGCCAUGACACUGCCAAAUACUCCGGAGAAAGUUGUGUUUUACAGUGAUUUGGAAGAAACUGUUUUCUGACCAAGGCUUGGUACAGCAUUCCAUAGUUGCUAUUGAUGUAUGAAAAGUCAAUGUUUAAGACUAUAAGAUAUAUAAGGCAGAAUUGGGCCAUUUGGUGAAGAAACACUCAAGCCUAUUCCACAAGAUCAAAAAUUUAGGGGCGGAGCUGCUGAAGGUAAAUUGUAACAGACAUGAGAGUUAACCCAGGUUUGAUUGAAGAAAGCUUCUCAAAAAGAUGUGUGUUGGUAUCCCGGGAGAUAAAUAUGCAGUCAAUGUAUUAAUGCUUUUAGUUGUCAUACUCCAUUUAGUG